This is a messenger RNA of Schistocerca gregaria, 2784 nucleotides long. RefSeq lists its product as uncharacterized. Gene Ontology annotation, cellular component: cytoplasm; nucleus. Gene Ontology annotation, biological process: regulation of proteolysis; proteasome-mediated ubiquitin-dependent protein catabolic process. NCBI's taxonomy places the organism in Eukaryota, Metazoa, Arthropoda, Insecta, Orthoptera, Acrididae. The transcript is spliced from 10 exons. Bases 47 to 2167 code for a protein of 706 amino acids. Gene Ontology annotation, molecular function: ubiquitin protein ligase binding. The record is from RefSeq and is a predicted model, not a curated record.
UCUGUCGUGUGACGUCACUCUGCUGAGCCUACAGGCAUUGUCCACAAUGGAAGCAGUUAACGACAUGAACGAGACGGUGGCUGUGGGCCUGGGUGCCCUUCUGGACGCGGGGGACGGCGCCAUGGUGACGCUGGUGGCGGGCGACACACGGCUGGCGGGGCACAGGGCCGUUCUGGCAGACCGGAGCCCCGUGUUCGCCGCCAUGUUGUCCCACGACACCCUCCAGGCCAGCAGCGGCGCAGUGACCGUCCCAGACGUGAGUGGCCCAGUGCUGAGAGAGCUACUCUCCUACCUGUACACCCUGCGGGCCCCCCAGCUGCCCGGCAUGGCCCCGCAGCUGCUGGCCGCAGCGGGCAAGUACGGGGUGUCGGGGCUGAAGGCGGAGUGCGAGCGGCAGAUGGCUGAUCAGCUGACUGUGGAGAAUGCGGCGGCCACAGCCGCCCUCUCCGUCCACUAUUCCUGCAGUGACCUCAGGCAGGCUGCGCUGAAGUUCAUUAGGACCUGUCCGUUGGAAGUGAUAGCCACUCAGGGGUGGGCAGACACCAUGCGAAAACAGCAGGAAGACUUGAUUAAAGUCAGUCAGCUGCUGUACGAUCCACAACCACAAACCAGUGCAGUAUCAGCUACACAGCUGAGGCCUACCGCCACCACCGCCGCCGCUGCCACCACCACCCUCACUGCCGCAGCCACCUCUGCCGGCACAUCCCGCCAGGCACCUGUCACAGUUGCACUGCCCACAACUCGUCCAUCUGAAGAAGCCACUGUCCCUUGCACGCGCGCACAAGCCGCAACACGCUGGAGGCCCGUCACCACAGCCACCACCACCACCAACAAUGCCACCACCACCAUCACCGUCGCCGCCUCCACCUCUGAUGGCCAACACUGCCAGAGACCUGCCGCAGCUGUAGUGCCCAAGACUCCUCCACCUAGCAGACGUGCACCAGCCACUACACACGUGAGGCCCACCAACACCGCCAGCACCACCAAAACCACUGGGACCACCGCAACCAUCGCCAUCACCACCGCUGCGUUCACCUCUGCUGGCACACACCUCCAGACUCCUGCCACAGCUGUACUGCCUAAGACACCUCCACCUACCAGGCCCGCACCAGCCAAUACACACAUGAGGCCCAGCAACGCAACAACAACAACCAUCACCACCAGCAGCAGCACUGCAACAACAACCAGCACUGCAACCACCGCCGCCUCCACCUCUGCUGGCACACACAGACAGAGACCUGCUGCUGCUGUAGUGCCCAAGACGCCUCCACCUAGCAGGCGCGCACCACCCACUACACACAUGAGGCCCUCCACCACCGCUACCACCACCACCACGACAACAAGCGCAACCACUGCCAUCACCACCGCCGCCGACUCCAACUUUAAUGGCACACACCUCCAGAGUCCUGCCGCAUCUGUAGUGCCCAAGACUCCUCCACCUAGCAGGCGGAGCAGCGCACCAGCCAAUACACACAUGAGGCCCAGCAACGCAACAACAACCACCACCACCACCAGCAACAGCACUGUAACAACAACCAGCACUGCAACCACCGCCGUCACCACCGCCACCUCCACCUCUGCUGGCACACACAGACAGAGACCAGCUGCUGCUGUAGUGCCUAAGACGCCUCCACCUAGCAGGCGCUCACCAGCCGCUACACAGAUGAGGCCCACCACCAGCGCCACAGUCAUCACCUCUGCCGGCACACCCCGCCAGACUCCUGCCGCUGCUGCACCACAAAAGACUCUGGCACCUGAUGAAGCCACUGUCUCCCGCAUGCGGAGCCUCUCUGCAGAGAGGAGAGACAGUCGGCUGAUAGACGCAGCUAAGCGGGGGGCAGUGGGGGAGAUGAGGACGCUGCUGGCCGCGGGGGCGAACGUGGCGGCCAGGGACAGCGGGCAGAGGACGCCCCUGCACUGGGCUGCCGUGUGGGGCCACACGGCUGUGGUCCGGCUGCUGCUGGAUGCGUCCCUCGACCCCAACGCCAGGAGCAGCGGUGGGUGGACGCCGCUGCAUUUUGCGGCAUGGAGUGCUCAUGCGGAAGUGGCAGCUGCGCUGCUCAAGGCGGGGGCCGAUAGGGGGGCCACAACCAAUGAUGGGCGCACAGCGCUGGACCUCGCCAGGGACUUGAACAACAGGAGGUUGAUGGAGAUGCUGUCAAGAUAAGGCAGCCAGUACAACAUACUAGUCUGGAAAAAAAACUGACAUAGCUCCCCCACAUCCGAUUUUCAUGUUUUGUAAACAAAGAAUGCAAAAAUUCAAUCCUACUUGUAAUCCCUGACACAGUACUCGCAAAAGCCUGUGCUAUGGUAAGUGAGCGGGAUUCACCUUAUGCGUGAAUGGAGCAAAUCAGACUUACAUCUACUUUCUUAUAACAAUGUUACGUCAAGUAAGUUCGAAAUGCAAUCACACGUCAGGAUGGAUCAAAAGCAGACCAGAAGAUGUUACCAAUGUGACAAUAAUACGAUCGCUAGCCUAAUUAGGCAAUAACUGACUUUCUUCCCUGUACAAGUUGGUUUAUAUUCAUGCAAAACAACAAGUUGUAACACUGCAUAAUAUAGUAGAAUUUUAGAACCAGAAACCUAUUGAACUGAUAGUUUCACGUUCAGUACUGAUAUGGAAAAUCAUGAAUACAUAACACUACACUAUAGUGUUUGCUACGAAACUUUGUACUGUCUGUUAAUCUGAUUAAAAUUGGGCAUAAGUUACCCUAAAAAUUUAGAACAAUUCAGAAUUCAAAUGAAUGAAGGGGGGCUCUAAAAGUAUUAUGAUCACUGCAUUUU